Messenger RNA from Colletotrichum phormii, 450 nucleotides. RefSeq lists its product as uncharacterized. The record is from RefSeq and is a predicted model, not a curated record. Lineage: Eukaryota; Fungi; Ascomycota; Sordariomycetes; Glomerellales; Glomerellaceae. The transcript has a single exon. Bases 1 to 450 code for a protein of 149 amino acids.
AUGGCAACUUACACUUCCACCAAUUACCCGCCCGCUGAGUCUUAUCCCUUCGGCGGAAAUGGUGUCCGCCGACCUCUCCUGGACAGCCGUACAUGGAAUCUAAUCGUCAAUGAGUCACAGACGAACACCCCUCGCAAAGCAAUUUCCAUCAUGACUCUAAUCUGCCUCAGCACCAUAAUGGGAUUCAUUUCGGCAGUUGCUAUCAUCCUGGGAUUAUACUACUACUACGCUGUCCACCAUGCCAUUGUCCCCUGGGACGUCAUCAACUAUUAUGGGAUUACUUGGUCUAUCCGCAACCAGCUGAUUUGGCUCGAUGCACACGACAUGCUCUUUUGGUUGAUCUUUAUGUUGAUAUGGACACUGUCGACGUCGCUCAUGUAUCGGGUGUUCUUGUACGUCAGGUUCGCUCCCUUUCGUGAGGCGAAGCACAAGGGGCGUCAAGAUUGGUGA